Messenger RNA from Rhipicephalus sanguineus (brown dog tick), 3560 nucleotides. Its product is annotated as zinc finger protein OZF. Gene Ontology annotation, biological process: regulation of transcription by RNA polymerase II. Gene Ontology annotation, molecular function: DNA-binding transcription factor activity; RNA polymerase II cis-regulatory region sequence-specific DNA binding. Bases 1554 to 2033 code for a protein of 159 amino acids. The record is from RefSeq and is a predicted model, not a curated record. The transcript has 2 exons. NCBI's taxonomy places the organism in Eukaryota, Metazoa, Arthropoda, Arachnida, Ixodida, Ixodidae.
CUAUAAUAGUUCGCAGUAGGAUACGCAUCGUGUCGUCGGCACAGUGGGCGUGAUUGUGUGGUUGUGCUGGACGCUACGGGCUGCCUUUUGCAGCUCCAUUCAUUGACUGUGGCUGCAUAUUGACUCUAAUGAACUGUUUUCUUAGUUGUGUGUCUUGCGCGAACAGUUGCUGCUUCUGGUUUCGUCUUCUUUCUCCACCAUUUUCCGCAUGCAUAUCUAAAGCAGUGAUUGACAUGUGUUGUGUAUUGCGCUUUUUCCGUGUUGUGUCGAAAAUGAGACUAACUAUGUCUGCGGUCUCAAUGUGCUUCUACACCAGUGCUCCCCAACCUGUUUAUUCUUCGCGCUGUCUGAUGCCGAAAAUUUGGCGAAAUUAGCCGACUACCUGGAGUGUUUUAUUCACCAGUUGUCAAGUUCCCAGCGUGUACAGCGAAUUUAUGCUGUCUCAGGCUUUUCUUUUUCCCGUUACACAUAAACAUUGGUCAAUAACGCAGUCACAAACGCAUGCAUAAAUGUUUAAUAUUAGUUACUGAAACUGCGCGAGUUUGAUAAAUUGAUGAAAACUGAUUUCUGUUUAGGCUUGCAUAACCUAGCUUAUGUGUGACAUGUUAUCCUAUGGAUUGCGAAACCUGAUACGCGCGCAUCAAAGCACACAAAAAAAAACAUUGAAGUACUGCUUGCGUAAUGCUAUUGGCAUUUUGUUGAAGUUAAACUGUGGAAGACUUAUCGUAUAAAUUGAUAAUUUCAGUCUGCGUGAAGUUUAAAUUAGUCAUUACAAACUAAAUAGUCAGAAGAGUGCUGUGUUGAACUGUUGUUUUUAUUUUUUAUUCGUAGGCUACUGGUGUGUGCAGCUUAAUGUUUUUAGCACGUAUAUAUUUCAUCAGCAAAAACAAAAUGGAAUGGCCUGCACCUACUGCUCUCCACUUCAGCUUCCUGGAAAAGAUGCAAAUCGGGAGUCACAUAUCGUAAACUAAUGACUGGUCUGUGGUGUUUCAUUAGAAAUUAGAACUUCUUAAAAUUACUGUGGCUGUGUAACCAUUCAGAUCUAGUGAUGACUGCAAUUUCUCGCCCUUUGUGGUUAUACAUCUUGCACAGCGGACAUAGCUAUGCAUUAAUCAAAUUACUGAUGAACUAGCAAACAGAAAUAGCUUCUGAUGGCACGUAUUACCAAGUAGUUUUAAGACGAGACUACAGCACAGAUCAGGCUUAGAAGUAAUACGCAAGUCGUCUCUUCUAAAUACUAGUGUAGUAUUAACGUGUGGCUUGCAUUUGACUAUUGAUCUUCCCACGGUUCAUAGUGUUGCGCUAAAUUCACACUGUUGCCAUUCGCUUUUAGUAGUGCAGUCUUGGUAUUGAAAUGAGAAAAGUAAUGCCGUGCUAAGCUAGAAAGUCUCAUCUAGCGGAUGUGUAAUAACUAGCGUAUGAAAGAUGGAAACAAAGGAAGACUUAGACGAGACAAGCAUUGCCCGUUAAUACACCAACAGAUCAUUUCGAAGAAAGAGUUCUCGUGACAGUUCACUCAGACAUACUCUGCUGUUUAUCUCCUUGAUGCAGAAAUGAAGCCCGCUGCAUGGCUGUGUCAGUAUUGUGACCACGCAUGCCCUACCAAGCAUAACCUGGUUCUUCACGAAGCACGUCAUUUGGAUGAGCACAGAGACAGGAUCGACAGGCAACUUGCUUGGCGUCAGUCGGGCAUGGUGGUUCGCUGGAACCCGGAGCGCUGGUUUCGAUGCACUUUGUGUGGCAGGGGCUUCAACCAGAAGAUGAACCUCGUACGGCACAUGCAGCGCCACACGGGUGAGAAGCCUCACCAGUGCCACUUGUGCCCCAAGCGCUUCAACCAGAAGUGCAACCUCGAGCGACACAUACGCAGCCACACAGGCGAACGGCCCUUCCACUGCACCUUCUGCCCCAAGAGCUUCAACUCCAAGUCUAACCUAAAUCGUCAUGAAGCGUGCCACGAGGUGCGUACGCCCGAGAUGACUGCCGUUGGAAAUGCGGCUGAGAUGGCUAUCGUCCCCAACUUCAAUGUUUGAAACCACAAGCAAUGAAGAAGUUGCCGAACUGAUCUGCUGUUUUCUCUUCUUAAUGUUAAUGAGUUUGUACAGGCAUCGCAGCCAUUUAUAACCCGUGCAUGUGGCUUUCAGGAGAUGCAGUGCCAUCUAGUGAUUCCUGUUGGCAUUAUUGGCAUGAUUGCAUACGUUCGCUGCAGCCAUUCAAAGGUCAUGCAGCAAGUGUACAUAAGCCAGCCAAUAAUUCCACUGGUUACUACAAGAGUAUUGUGAAAGUGUUGAAGGCCACGUACUUGAUCACUGUUAUAAAUAGUUGCUUCUCCCCAAAAGUUCCCAAGCGAUGACAAGGAAACAACAGUUGAGUUUUGGAUGUACGGUACGGUUUGUCUCACAACCACACAACAUUAUGGGUUACAAGAACAUGUUCUCACCCUUGCACAGAAUUAUAUGCAGUGUGUUUCCCAUGUAAGCCCCACCAUAUGACUCACAACAGCUUCUGUCAGGUCUGCAGUGGCACAGUUGCGGUCUAGGAACUACUUAAGGAGACUGUACAUUUCAUGCGUUGUUAUGUGUUCAAAUUCAUGUGGCAAGUGUGCUGAUGACACCAGUAAGAUUUGGAGCAUCACUUAUUCACAUUGAUCACUGUAUGGACUAAGAUUGUCUUAAUGCAGUAUGUGAAAAACUGCUUAAAUCUAUGGGAUAGCAUUUGUAGCAAGUGUGAAGCAAACGGGCAAGUGUGCUAAGCGAAGCGAUGAUUAUGUUGAUCGCACCACCAAGUACAGGCACCAAGAACAGUUUUAGGCAUGAGAAUUCAUACCUGUUAAUUGCUUGAAAAAAAUUUGCUUUACGUAGUCCAGAAAGGCUGGCCACAUAUGUGGACCUUGCUACUGUAUGUUCAGUACCACUGCUCGUUUGCUAAGCCGAGACAAGCAAGACAUCCGAAAGAUUCCUAGGCUGCAAGCAUAUAUAUCGUGCAUUGCAUUACUUAUUUCAUGUGCAGCAGCCGCAAUUUGAUGUGAAAAUAGUUGUCUCACAACUGAAUCCUCUUGCAAAUAUGCAUGAAUUAUCAGAGUUUAUAUUUACGACUUCAUAGGGCAAAGCUUCUUUAGUCACCUCCAAUGAACUGGUCUUUCUUUUUGUUCUUUAGUUAAAACUUUUUGUUCUAGUGCAAUAUCAUAGAUUUAUGUACAGCAUUAUAUUUUCUUGACUUUCGAAGCCAUGCCCUGUUCGAAGUUGCGACAGGGUCAAAGUGAUACAAGCUGGUCAUUUUUUGUCAUGGCUGUUGAAAAUACAAAGCUUCAUACCUCUUCAUUAAGCUCAGGCCAAAUGGGGUUUGUUGCUUUUGUUUGUAAUUUAUGUCUUGGCAGGAUGCCUUACAGACAUGCUGUAUGAUGCACAGCCCUAGCUUUGUACUUGCCGAAGACUUGUGGAUAUUUUUGGUUUGUUGCACAACUUUUGACGAGUGCAAUGCUGAGUGAAACAUGGAAAUGUCCAUGGUUUUCCCCAAAGCAUUUGGUACUACUACAAUAAUGCCUGUUCCAAAAUAUUUAG